This is a messenger RNA of Lactuca virosa, 731 nucleotides long. Lineage: Eukaryota; Viridiplantae; Streptophyta; Magnoliopsida; Asterales; Asteraceae. The record is from the annotation of a GenBank genome assembly.
AUGUCGCAGUCGCAGGCAGUCUUCUCCCUGGGGCACGUGAUCAUUCCGACCUCACGUGUCAAGACGUCAUCCGCCGACGGCCUCCACCUUCUUUCAUCAAAUGUUCACUUACUUCGCCGGACGAACCACCGGCGGCUGCCAACGCCUAUUCGGUGCUCAACCAAUUUUUCCUUUGAUCUCAAAGGUGGCAAAGGAAUGAGUCAAUUUCACGAGAUUGAACUCUGGGUUAAAGAUUACGAAUUGGAUCAAUAUGGAGUUGUGAACAAUGCAGUCUUUGCUAAUUAUUGUCAACAUGCUCGUCGUAAACUUUUGCAAAAGAUUGGCAUAAAUAUCGAUACAAUUGCUGAAACUGGCAAUGCGAUAGCUCUGUCUGACUUAUCACUCAAAUUUAUUGGACCUUUGAAAAUUGGAGAUAGGUUUACUAUGAGAGCGAGGAUAUCUGACACAUCAGCUGCUCGUGUAUACUUUGAACACUUGAUCAUGAAGAUCCCAAAUGAAGAGCCAAUUUUGGAGGCAAGGUCGACUUUAGUUUGGCUUGACAAAAACUAUCGCCCAAUCCGUGUUCCACCAGAGGUAAGAUCCAAAGUUGCACAGUUUGUUCUUCAUGAUGUGGAAAGCUGAUUCCAUUUUUGUGGGGGAAAAUAAGUGUUAGAGGUUUGUUUGCAUGAUAAACAGUACGUGUACUUUAUUGAUUUUUCAUAAGUAAUGUUCGUCAAUCAUCAUGUAAAUGU